Messenger RNA from Peromyscus leucopus (white-footed mouse), 4295 nucleotides. It is a transcript of the gene Wdr13, whose product is annotated as WD repeat domain 13. Gene Ontology annotation, cellular component: nucleus. Lineage: Eukaryota; Metazoa; Chordata; Mammalia; Rodentia; Cricetidae. The record is from RefSeq and is a predicted model, not a curated record. The transcript has 10 exons. Gene Ontology annotation, molecular function: protein binding; promoter-specific chromatin binding. Bases 524 to 2098 code for a protein of 524 amino acids.
CCUAUCGAUUUGCUCUGUGCUCCGCAGCUCUUUCUGGUUGCAAGCAGCCAUCUUGCCUGGAGCUUGAGACAGGGAGGAGAGAAGGAACCGGUGACACCGGGCUCAGGGCCGCCCCGGGGGCCUCAAGAACCUGGGGCAGCCCCGGAGGGGGUCCUGGGUCCUGGGCUAUGCUCUAGGACUAGAAAAGGGAAGGCAGAGGGCUUGAUGGGCGGGGAAUGUCAAACAAGACCGGCUGGGUGGGGGAGGGGCGUUGCUAAGGCAACUGGGGAGGGCGGGGUCAUGUCUGAAUUGCUGCUGUGAGUCACCGGAGUGCUGCCCAGGAAAGGCAGGGCUGGAGUGAUGACCAUGCUAGCGACCCAGUGGGAUUUCGCGACAUCACCUGUGUGGAGGGACUUCGUGUCUAUGGCAACUGUCACCUGGUGGAAGGGGCGGAACUAGAUUUCCUCUGUCUGGGACGCCGGCAUUCCAAGCCCUUGUCCUGCAGCCUCCCGCAGGCAGACGCGCCAUAGAAGGAAGCCAGGGAAUGGCCGCGGUGUGGCAGCAAGUCUUAGCAGUGGACGCGAGGUACAACGCCUACCGCACACCAACGUUCCCACAGUUUCGGACCCAGUAUAUCCGCCGGCGCAGCCAGCUGCUGCGGGAGAAUGCCAAGGCUGGCCACCCCCCAGCCUUGCGUCGACAGUACCUGAGGCUACGGGGCCAGCUAUUGGGUCAGCGCUACGGGCCACUCUCUGAGCCAGGCAGUGCCCGUGCCUAUAGCAACAGCAUUGUCCGCAGCAGCCGCACUACCCUUGACCGAAUGGAGGACUUUGAAGAUGAUCCUCGAACCCUGGGGGCCCGAGGGCACCGCCGUUCUGUCAGCCGAGGCUCCUACCAGCUACAGGCACAAAUGAACCGAGCUGUCUAUGAGGACAGGCCUCCUGGCAGUGUGGUACCCACAUCGGUGGCAGAGGCAAGUCGUGCCAUGGCCGGGGACACAUCGCUGAGUGAAAACUAUGCCUUUGCAGGCAUGUACCAUGUUUUUGACCAGCACGUGGAUGAGGCAGUCCCAAGGGUACACUUCGCCAAUGACGACCGGCACCGCCUGGCCUGCUGCUCACUGGACGGCAGCAUCUCCCUGUGCCAGCUGGUGCCUGCCCCACCCACUGUGCUGCACGUGCUGCGUGGCCACACGCGUGGCGUCUCCGACUUCGCCUGGUCCCUCUCCAAUGACAUCCUCGUGUCCACCUCCCUCGAUGCCACCAUGCGCAUCUGGGCCUCCGAGGACGGCCGCUGCAUCCGUGAGAUCCCUGACCCUGAUGGCGCUGAACUGCUGUGCUGUACCUUCCAGCCCGUCAACAACAACCUCACUGUGAGGCUGCUGCUAGGGAGCAAGAGGAUGAGGCUGAAAGAUCAUGUAGUCUAUCAGUGGCAGCCCCACUGUGGUCAGACUCCAGGACAGACUGGUGAUCAGAGGGCAGAGGAAGACAUGGUGGGGAAUGCCAAGCACAAUGUGCAUGUCAUGAACAUCUCCACAGGCAAGAAAGUGAAGGGUGGCUCCAGCAAGCUGACAGGCCGCGUCCUCGCCCUGUCUUUUGACGCCCCUGGCCGCCUUCUCUGGGCAGGUGAUGACCGUGGCAGUAUCUUCUCCUUUCUCUUUGACAUGGCCACAGGGAAGCUGACCAAAGCCAAGCGACUGGUAGUGCAGGAGGGCAGCCCUGUAACCAGCAUCUCUGCCCGCUCCUGGGUCAGCCGUGAAGCGCGGGACCCCUCCCUGCUCAUCAACGCCUGCCUCAACAAGCUGCUGCUCUACAGGGUGGUGGACAAUGAAGGGACCCUGCAGCUGAAGAGGAGCUUCCCCAUUGAGCAGAGCUCCCACCCUGUGCGCAGUAUCUUCUGCCCCCUCAUGUCCUUCCGCCAGGGGGCCUGUGUGGUGACAGGCAGUGAGGAUAUGUGUGUUCACUUCUUUGACGUGGAGCGGGCGGCCAAGGCUGCUGUGAACAAGCUGCAGGGCCACAGUGCACCAGUGCUCGACGUCAGCUUCAACUGUGACGAGAGUCUGCUGGCCUCCAGCGACGCCAAUGGCAUGGUCAUCGUCUGGAGACGAGAGCAAAAGUAGGGUGCCGCCAGCCCUGCACUGCCCGCCACCGCCGCGGCCGUUCCCUCCUCUCCCUCCGGGCUUGUGUUGUAAAUAAAACUUCCGUGGUUGUGUUGAGGGGCAACUCCCAGGUCUCCCACAAGGGGGCACUAGGGAGCACUGAGCCCUCCGGUGAAAGGGAGAUGGCUUCCUCGGUUGUGCAGUAUUGUGUUCAUCCAUGCAACAAGCACUGAGUAUCUGCUGUGAUGUGUCACGUAGUUGUGAGUCAGUAGACAGGAAAGAGAGCACCAACUGUGUUGUCAGGAACUGUUCUGAAAAGGAGGGAUGCUGCUGUGGCCUCAACCAACGCAAACUCCUGCCCUUGUGGCCUUGCAUCCUAGGGGACGCAAGCACGCGGUAUACAAAGUACAGCCAUUCCUUGGAGUAUAAUUUGCUUUAUAAUUUUUCAAUUUUUUGACCGUACAGUGCUACAGAACCACACACAUACACCUGGUCUUGUUUUUCUACUUUCAGUAUGGUGUUCAGUAAAUUACAUGAGCUAGUCAACAUUUUGUUAUAAAAUAGACUUUGCAUUAGGUGAGUUUGCCUACCUGUAGAAUAAUGUCACUGUUCUGAGCCCAUUUGAGGUCGGUGGGGCUAAGCUAGGGUGUUUGGUAGGUUAGGUAUAUUAAUGCAUUUUCGACAUACACUAGUUCAAGUUCAGGCAGAUUGGUUGGGGUCUAACCCUAUUGAGUGGAGAAGCAAGCAUCUGUAUAUAAUAGGCUAGUUCAAGAUGGGCGGUGUGGAGAUGAAGAAAGGAAGAAAGGGGACGAGGCUGCAGGGACGGGAGCGGGAGCUUCUUUUGGUGAUGUCAUUUGAAGAUCCGAAUGAAAUGAGGGAGGUCAUCGUGGGGGGGGGGUAGAAGAACAUCCUCAACAGAAAGAAAGGCUAGCGCAGAGCCACCGAGACGGGAGUGUGUCAGAGUAUGACCCGGCUGAGUGUGACACAUGACAUUAGGUCUGGAGGGCUUUGUGGGCCAUGCUGAGGAGCUUGCCUUUUCCUGGGUGAGGGAGGUUGGGGUGCAGGAUCAGACAGCAAUAGAGAACUUAGGAGAGGAAUGGUGAGUUCAACCCCAAGGGUUUCAUCAGAUUACAUUGUAAAAGUUCCCAACCGGACACCCCACUCUUAUCUGUGCAUUGACUUAUGGCCCCCAACCAGGGAGCAGAAGUGGUGUGUGGAGGUCUUAGAGCUCUAGAUUGGCAUGCAGACAGCCAUGGACUCGGGCUGAGCUACAGUCCUCCUGUGGGGAGGAAGAAAGAGAAAAUCUGUAAGCUCACCCCUAGCUCCUCCCAUGCCCGUCCAGCUCAGAGACCAAAUUCUAAAUUAGUUCAUGAUUGGCUAUUGGCAAGGAAAUAAGUUCCAAAGUCAUUGUCAAUGGUUAGAAUCAUGAAGAAAUUUCAGUUUGAAGGAUCGCCAGGGGCUCUUACAGCUAAUUCUCCCAGAUCCACGUGCUGCUACAUUUGCAUCAGUUGCAGCCUCGGCUAACGUCUUGGGACUUCAGAGUCACCAACCUGGUAGCACAGUACUGCUGAGCUAUGGAACUAACAGCAGCUCUUUGAGGGAAGAAGAUAAUUCCCUGUUUAUUUAAUCUGUCAUUUAAUAGUGUGAUCACUUGUAGGCAAAGCAUUUCUGGCUCCAUCAGAUAGAUCUUAGGCAAAUGGUUAUGAGAUAAUGAUACCAGUGAGCUGGACUGGUCAUGUUGUCAAAAUCAUGUGUGUGUGCCAACAUUCCUAACCCAGCUUGGGGGUCAGUGAUUUCCUAUGAAGACAGACAAUACAGCUGAUGGAUACAGUGAAGGGUACCACACGCCAAUUAAAUACUAAUCUUCCAAGAGGCCCUCCCAAGGAUAACAGUUCAGACCUGUGUGUUAACUCUCUGCUGCACCAAAUAGAUACGGUUUCAAUCAAGGUCUAGAGGGAGCAAGAUAAUUUGGGGGAAAUACCAGUUUCCUCGAACUUCCUUUUCUUCACGCUCUCCAUUUUCUUUAGUGAGUCUGGUUUCAGGAUGGUUGAUGAAUAUUGUUUGCAUGAUUCGGGGGGUUUCCUCCUUGUAAAAUUUUUGAGGUGGCAGAAUUGACGUUCUACUUUAAUUUCAUCUUGGUGACACUUUUGACUCACAACCUAAAGGAACCUAAACACUGAGUAAACAAGAAAGAAUAAAAAAGAAUGCUAUUGGUCAA